Tigriopus californicus is the source of this 2001-nucleotide messenger RNA. RefSeq lists its product as uncharacterized. The transcript is spliced from 3 exons. The coding region runs from base 573 to 1733 and encodes 386 amino acids. NCBI's taxonomy places the organism in Eukaryota, Metazoa, Arthropoda, Copepoda, Harpacticoida, Harpacticidae. The record is from RefSeq and is a predicted model, not a curated record. Gene Ontology annotation, molecular function: protein binding.
CUUUUAGGGCAACCGUGAACUCUCUUACCACACGUUCAAGAAAGGAGUUUAAUAUAAUGAUGGUUACAACACUUGUAAGGCCGAUGUUCUGGAUGAUUCUUGUACAAACUUAGAAACAUGCCAUCAUUUUUUCAACCCAUCGACACGCCUCAAUAUUCGAUUACAACAAUUCGACAUUUUCACAACCUAUUUUCACUCUUCAUUGUCAAUUUACGCGAGUAGAACAAGCUUCAUCAACAGAGAGAUGACAUCUCGUGCACAGGCCUUGGUGAAAGGACUUGGCUUGCCUGCUGCACUACUACACACUACAACACACAGUCGUCUAUUAAAGGUCCCACCGCAAUAACGACCGCCGGAAUAUACUAUUUACAAUUUCUCUACCAACGCCGAUUCUGUGGAAUGUCUAUUCCAAAAGCCGCCCUGGCUGCGUCAAAUCAAACAAUGACGGGAGGCCCACAUCCCAUUCUCUGUUUAUCCUGAAAAGAAGGCCCUGGUAAUUGAUUCUAUCAAAGGCAAGGCCAUACAACGGAGGAGACGAAAUAUUCAAAGUGGUCUUAGUUCAGGUGUACAAAAUGAACGAGGAAUCAAGUCAAAAUGAUAAAGAAAAUGUCAUCAGGGAAGUUCUUGGAGAGGUUCUGGAGAGCAUUGAAUUGGAUACCGAAGCCUUGCAAGUCAAUGCUCAAGGUCUCAAAGAGGGACAGAUUCGUGUGCCCCAAUCCGUCAUAGUGGUUCCUAGUCAGAAGAUGGUGGUUGUCGGAUUCGACUCGGGCGAAAUGCAAUUCUAUUUUGGAUUGCCGGACAAGUUGGAAUCUGGCUCUGGAUUCAAGAUUUCGGACAAGGAUCCCGUGGCUCAUUUGGACCACGCCUCGAAUUGGUGCCCGUUUUCAAAUGUCAAAGUGGACAAAGGUUCAGUUUCAUCCGUUGUUGUAGCUUCCAGCGGUUUGGGAGAAGCUCUCACUUUGUGGUGGAUCUUGGAUCAAGAAAUUCGUUUGCCGUGGAUCAAGUAUCAGUUUCCGAGUUCCGGAUACAUCCUCACGGACCUGGCCUUUUGUCGACGGAUGAGCAAGGUCAUUGUUGGGACUCAGAAAGGCCGGCUCCUAAUUUACGAGAGCCAAAUCCAACGCUUUGCUGACAUGGGACAAAUGGAAGAGGUUGUUAUGGUGAAAGUGGCACAUGAGGGUCGCAUUAAUUGUAUCCACCCUGAUGAACAAUGGUUGUUAUCCAGCGGAUCCGAUGGCAGGGUGGCCAUUUGGAUGUGGGAAGCGGAUCAGUUUCUGCACCAAAUUGGCAGCUUGUUCAUCACAAACCUGCCCAUCUUAUCCGUGUACCCUUGUGGUCCCAACGAAUUAAUCUGCACCUUGGACUCCUACAUCUUGUCCCUUCACAUUCUACGAAAUCCGGCCAAUCGACGUCAAUGCUCCUUGCGACAAAACCCACGUGGCCACGUGAAAAUGGAACCAUCGGGAGGCAAGGUCACACCUUCCAGCAGUGGAAUGGCAGUGUUGCGAGGACAUGAUUUUGAUCCCCAGGAUCGAUUGUUCUUAGUCCUACGAGAGGAUUCCAAAGAGUUGCAAGUAAUUGGUCAGGGUAUUGGUCUCUCCGUUUUGACCAAAGGUCAGUCUUGCUUGGCUUUCCAUUAUAACCAUGGCAAGACGGCAACGGCAAUGGUUGUUAUGGACAAGUCGACCAAGAAACCGUCAAUUGUAUUUAGAAUGAAGAAAGUGAAUAACUGAACCUCUUUCAAGUUCGUUUGAAAAUGAUAGUGUGAUAGGCUUCUAAACACUGGAUGUCGGAUGACAGACCAUUCGGUUGGCUAAACAAUGCAAUCAACCGGUUUGGGAUCAAUUCCCAGGAGACCAUCCAUUGUACUGUUAUACCAAUCGUCCGACAUCCAGUGUCUGGAAACCUAUGGCUAGACAUCCUUUACAUUCUUUAUGGCAGUUAUUUAAUAGAGAUGAGCAAAUAAAUGAAAACGGACGAGGUUUGGGCGAAACAUGGAAC